This is a messenger RNA of Solea solea (common sole), 3171 nucleotides long. RefSeq names its product multidrug and toxin extrusion protein 1-like. The record is from RefSeq and is a predicted model, not a curated record. The coding region runs from base 312 to 2063 and encodes 583 amino acids. Gene Ontology annotation, cellular component: membrane. Gene Ontology annotation, molecular function: antiporter activity; xenobiotic transmembrane transporter activity. Gene Ontology annotation, biological process: xenobiotic detoxification by transmembrane export across the plasma membrane. Lineage: Eukaryota; Metazoa; Chordata; Actinopteri; Pleuronectiformes; Soleidae. The transcript has 20 exons.
CAGGCUUUGUGAAUGGCUGUGAUGACUGCAUCAUCACUGGACUGAUUCCACUCAAGCUAUAGGAGAGUUGGACAGAAAGCAUCUGGUGGACAGCACAGACCUGGGAUGCAGUUUUUGUCUCCACUGCAGAUGAAGAGAAAAACAUGAGAGCAACGGCCUCUUCAACCCCAGCCGAGGUCACAUGACCACACAGGUCAACAGAGCAUCAGCAGCUUCCACCAGAGGAGAGGAGAGGAGAAGAGAGGAGAGGAGAGGAGAGGAGAGGAGAGGAGAGGAGAGGAGAGGAGAGGGCACAGAUCACAGAUGUGGAGAUGAAAAGAGCUCAUUUCACAAUGGAAGAUUUAAGCAGUGCAUGUGCGGGAGUCAGUGGACGGUCCAGAGCAGACGAAUCCCCCUCUCCUGCUGCCGGGCACGGCGGCGUUGACUCAUGCUGCGGAUCCUGCAUCACACGCUGGAUACCAGCGGACUACAAGAAUGAAACCGUUCACUUUCUUAAACUGGCCGGACCUGUGAUCAUCUCACAGUUGAUGAGUUUCCUGAUCGGCUUCGUCAGCAUGGUGUUCUGUGGUCACCUGGGCAAAACCGAGCUGGCCGGUGUGGCUUUAGCGAUCGCGGUGAUAAAUGUCACGGGCAUUUCCAUUGGCAGUGGCUUGGCGUCUGCGUGUGACACGCUCAUAUCUCAGACGUACGGCAGUGGUAACCUGAAGCGUGUCGGGGUGAUUCUGCAGCGGGGCGUGUUGAUCCUGCUCUUGGCCUGUUUCCCCUGCUGGGCCGUCCUCAUUAACACUCAGCCAAUUUUACUGGCUGUGAGGCAGAGCGCAGAUGUCGCCAGAAUCUCGCAGCUGUACGUGAAGAUCUUUAUGCCGGCUCUGCCUGCUGCCUUCAUGUACCAGCUGCAGGGGAGGUAUCUGCAGAAUCAGGGCAUCAUGUGGCCACAGGUGAUAACCGGAGCCAUGGGGAAUAUUUUAAAUGCAAUAAUAAACCACGUCUUCCUCGGUCUUCUAGACAUGGGGGUUGUUGGAUCUGCAGCAGCUAACGCCAUCUCCCAGUAUUGUCUGGCCGUGUUCUUGUUUGUGUAUAUCUGCGUCAGAGGUCUGCACAAAACCACAUGGGAUGGUUGGUCCAGAGACUGUCUGCAGGAGUGGGGAUCGUUCCUGCAGCUGGCCGUGCCGAGCAUGUUGAUGUUCUGUCUGGAGUGGUGGUUGUACGAGGUCGCAGGUUUCCUCGCAGGCGUGGUCAGUGAGGUGGAGUUAGGGGCUCAGUCUGUCGUGUAUCAGCUGGCUGCUGUCGUUUACAUGUUUCCGAUGGGCUUCUCAGUCGCCGCCAGUGUCCGCGUGGGAAACGCUCUCGGUGCUGGGAACACAGAGCGAGCCAGACUGGCCAGCAGGGUCUCCGUCGCUGGUGCAUGUGUCGUCUCGUGUGUCAUCGGAAUGUGUCUCGGUUUGUCCAAGGAUGUCAUCGGUUAUAUUUUCACCACAGAGAAAGACAUUAUUCAGAGGGUGGCUGACGUCAUGAAGAUUUAUGGUGGCAUCCACGUUGCUGAGGCCAUCGCGGGAGUGACGGGAGGAAUCGUCAGAGGAGCAGGAGAGCAGAAAGUGGGCGCUGUGUGUAAUCUGGUGUGUUUCUACUUCAUCGGGCUCCCCAUCGGAGUGUCCCUGAUGUUCCCGCUCAAGAUGGGGAUCAUAGGAGUGUGGUUCGGGUUUUUAAUUUCUGUUUCCAUACAAUCUGUAUUCUUCUUAAUCUUUCUAUGCAAACUAAACUGGAAGAAAGCCACCAAGGAGGCCCUGGUGAGAGCAGGAGUUCACCAGAGUGAGCAGAAGAUCUUUGGGAUAGAAAAUACAGUGUUGGACUGUGAUGAGGAACAAACUCACACAAAGAGCAGUCGAUCCUCUUCAGAGAAUGAGGAGGUCGCUGCUGUCGGUCAGCAGACUUCCCACGGCCGCGUUCUCUGUGUGAAGCAGCUGCUGGUGCGACGAGGACUCGCCGUGUUCCUCAUGUUCAUCGUCCUCGCCGCUGGAGUCUGCAUCAGUGAGCUGCUCAUCACACUCCUCCACUUAGACUGAAGUGACGACACAUGUAUCUUUGUAUCUUUGUAUCUUUGUGUUUAUGACUCACAAAGACUCACAGCUCACCAUUUGCUGCAGUCUGACCCCGGGUCUCAUUCACUUUUACAGCUAUUUUUAUCGCGUUAUGAAAAAUCUAAGGAAACACAAACCUCGUCUGUGUCACCUCGUCUGUUCUCAUCCUGCAGUAUUUAGAAUCAGAAUAGAUGCCAGAAUUAGAAGUGCGAUGAUUCAAUGCAACAUUUAGGCUGCAGCACGUCUGUGGGCGUGUGCUUUCAUCAUCACACUCAGAAAAAGCUGCUCUUCUUCUUUUUUUCCUGUUGCUGUUUAUUUUUCACUUUGAUCUGCGUUGCCAAAUCUGAUGAUAAUGAACGGUCUGCGUUUGAAACGCUGCAGCGCGGCGGCUGCAUGAAGACACGUCACACUGUGUAAAAUCAACCACCUGUUCACUGACAGCAGCAGCAGCAGCAGCAGCAGCAGCAGCAGACGACGCUCGCCUCAUGAUUUAAGAGCAACUCAGUGUUUCUCCAGUCUGUGGAUUUAUGUGUCGAGACAAACAGAGGAUUGAUCACAUUCUCACAAAAUGUCUGAAAAGUGUGAAUAAAUAAAGAAUAGUGACUUAUUCCAAUCAUGUUUGAGUUUAGGCCACAGUCAGGAUCUCCUGAAGGCGUUUGUAUGAAUCAAGCUCAUCUUAUUUACAUGUCAUUCAACAUGUAAAUAAGGAGCUUGAUUUAUUUCUAUGCGGUUAAAACAGAGUCUUGCUCAUCAGCAGAGACACUGGCUCCUCACAGAGUGUGUAAUCUGGGCCUCUCACCUCCACAGACUGCAAUCAGUAACACGCUGUGACAUCAUUAACGACACUUCCUGUCACUUUUAUUCAACCACAACUUGUGAUACAGUAGCUCGAGGAAUCUCACAUUAACUUCUUGAUCACGUUGCAGCGUCAGAGCCGGAGUUUUAAUCAAUCUCACACGACGUGUUGUACAUUUCUGUGGGAGAUAUUUAUUUAUAUUUUUGGUCCCUGUGCUUAAUCUUAAUGUCCCACGUUUUUUAAACGUAAUUUUUUAUCAAUAUUAGUCCCGGAUGUGGCAUAAAAAAAGAUUUCUGU